Molecule: messenger RNA, 1404 nt
Organism: Camellia sinensis
Lineage: Eukaryota; Viridiplantae; Streptophyta; Magnoliopsida; Ericales; Theaceae
Source: RefSeq, a predicted model, not a curated record
AUGCGAAUACGAAAGGAGUUACACUUGAUAAGGCAUGCGAAUGGCUCUUUCGAGAAGCCUCCGGCAUUCUACACAUUGUCCCUGGCAGAGAGACAAGGGUUUUAUGAUUUCUUGAAAUCGAUUAAGUAUCCUGAUGGCUAUGCUGCAAAUGUAUCCAACUGUGUCACUGCGAAUGGUGGUAAGUUAGUUGGCCUUAAGAGUUAUGACUGUCAUGUCCUUCUACAACGUCUUCUUCCCAUUGGGAUGCGAGGAUACCUUCCUACCGAGAUUGGGACCACAUUGAUGCUUGGACUUCUUAAAGGAUUUAUGGGCAAUAAAUCUCGGCCAAAAGGUUUCAUUAAGGAGGGCUACAUAUCAAAAGAGUGUACGAUGUUUUGUUCAAUGUAUUUGGAUGGAGUUGAAACGGUCUUUAACCGGGAAGAAAGGAACUACGAUGGAGGUGACAAUGGGCCGGGGUUGGCAAUUUUCACUCAAAAUGUUCGUCCUUUUGGUCAACUCACAAGGGAAAUUGAUGUGUCCGUAACUGACCGCGAAUUGGCUCAUUGGGAACACAAGCUCGUGUUGCAACAAACAUAUGGAAGUGAUUGCAACAUUGCAACGCGACAAUGCAAAGAAUUUCCUAAAUGGUUCAAAGAUCGCAUGAACCAACUGCGAAAUCAAAAGUCACCCGAAGCAACCGAUGAGAUGUGGUCAUUAGCCAAUGGACCUAAUGCCUUAGUGAACACAUAUUCGGGAUGCAUUGCUAAUGGCGUCCGAUUCCAUACUAUCGACCGUGAUAACCGUCGUAAAUGCCAAAAUAGUGGGUUGGUAGUGGAAGGCGACCACGAAGGCCAAUUGAUAAAGUUCUACGGCUACCUUUGUAAAGUGUGGGAGCUGACAUAUUUGUUUGGACAUCGGGUUGUUUUGUUCCAAUGUGAAUGGUAUAACACCGGUAGUAGUCGAACUUUGCGUGUCGAACCACAUGUGACAACCGUUGAUGUAAGAAGUCGAUGGUAUAAAGAUGACUCGUUUGUGUUCCCAAGCCAAGUUCAACAAGUUUUCUAUGUUCCUGAUACGAAUUUAGGGCCGAAUUGGCGAGUCGUAGAAAAGUUUCAACAUCGACGACUUUGGGAUGUGCCAGAAGUAGAUGUGCCAGAAUUUGAUGACGUCUUGCAAGAAGAUGAGACCACUACUGUUGUACCGACUGACCCUAUUGAUGAUGAUGCUGUUUUGCUUCGGAAUGACAUUGAACCUGAAAUAAUUUCAAUGGAAGUUUCGCAUACCAAAAAGCGUGUACAACCCGAGGGUGUUAUGGAUGAUGCUUUCAUUUGUGAUGACGAUGAUGAACUAACAAUCACGGGUGAUGACGAAGAAGAAGAUGAGAUAGAAACUGAUUUUGAUACAGAUACGGACCUAGAGUUUUAA